This is a messenger RNA of Dibothriocephalus latus, 438 nucleotides long. Lineage: Eukaryota; Metazoa; Platyhelminthes; Cestoda; Diphyllobothriidea; Diphyllobothriidae. The record is from the annotation of a GenBank genome assembly.
GCCCCCUAUCUCCUAUUUGUGGAAGUCUUGGUGUGCGAUGAUAUAACGCGUCUUCGUCUCCCCCCACGCACCGGUUCUUUCUCUGGACUGGCGCCCUCCAACAUACCAAACCAUGGCUUCCAUUAUACUCAACUCUUCACAUCCUCUCUCCUCUCCUCCUCCUCCUCUAAACCCACCAAUGACUGUUGUUGUCAUGCGGCCGUGGAGUCGUCUCGUCAGGGGCGGUGGUGGCGUCGGAUUGAUACCGGCCAUUGUUCGCGUUCGCAUGGUCCGUUGGUUGGGUUCAACCGUCUUCCUGUUGCGUUAACUUCCCGCAAACGUGCCAACGGUGGUUGUUAUGUCCGUGUUCACGUCUCGGUUGUUGCCGGGCUGGCGAUCACCGUUGUCUGGUCCCAGCGUGUGCUCGCGUUUGUCUGCGUUGUUCUUGUUGUCAUGUGA